CACGGCGCGCGAUUCAGUCGUACCGUGUCCGUACUCACGUUCGCACGCACCUUGCCUCCUCAAGAACUUUUCGUAAGUUUCGUCAUGGCUCUCCGCUAUAUGUUUGCCGUAUUGGCACUGGCAGGUGCCACGUUUGCGGGCUCGGAGGUCACCGAACUGAAGGUCGAGAAUGUCUACGUGCCGGAGGGCUGCACCACCAAGUCCAAGAACGGCGAUAUGUUGACCAUGCACUACACCGGCACUCUUGACGAUGGCCACAAGUUUGACUCCAGCUUCGACCGCGACCAACCCUUCACCUUCCAGAUCGGCGUCGGACAAGUAAUCAAGGGGUGGGACCAGGGCCUGCUCGACAUGUGUGUCGGUGAGAAGCGUAAGCUGACCAUCCCGUCCCACCUCGGCUACGGCGAGCGCGGAGCCGGCAACGUCAUCCCAGCACACGCCACCCUCCACUUCGAGGUGGAACUCAUCAACAUCGGCGACUCGCCCCCGACCACCAACGUCUUCAAGGAGAUCGACGCUGACAAGGACGCGCAGCUCAGCCGCGAAGAAGUGAGCGAAUACCUGAAGAAGCAGAUGACUGCCAGCGAAGGCGCCGAAAUGAGCGAAGACAUCAAGAACAUGCUCGAGAGCCACGACAAGCUGGUCGAGGAGAUCUUCCAGCACGAGGACAAGGACAAGAACGGCUUCAUCAGCCACGAGGAGUUCUCCGGGCCCAAGCACGACGAACUCUAAACCAUACCCUAACUCUAGAACCACUAGAAAGUUACACUCACUAUCCUAAUAAACAUACGCAACUUCAAAUAUGCAGUCGAGCUAGGAGAAAAAACUAAGAGUAUCGUGAGUGCCAAAUUCGGACAUAUUUUUUGUAAUAGUGUAACUUAAAACAGUGGUAAUAUAACUGUACAGAUUUUGCACGGAGUAGAUGAAUCGACAACGACAUGGACUGCAAAAUAUACCAGCAACGAAAUACUUUUAUGUGACUUGGAUACUCGUAGAUUAGUAUUCGCAAACGUAAUAGGAAUCGAUUUGAACUGCUGUUUGAUAUUACGAUGGUUUAUGGACAAGCACUACUGAGAGGCUCAUUACGUUUAUAGCGAACUAUGUGUACUUUUAUGUGAUGAGUGCUUACUCAAUUAGUGUAUCUAAAUUAAAUCUAGGUUAUCAUAUUAAUGUACCUUACUUUACUUAAACAAGAAUACUACAUAUCAAAAAGUAAAGUGUUAUUUUGUCGGUUUCUAAUCCGUGCUUAUAGGUAGACUCCGUAGCUCUCCGCUGAACAUUCAGUAUCUGUAUAUACUAAUAUAUAACAUAUACUAUUCUACAUUCCUAAGAUGGGACGUUGAUAUUUUUAUAUAUUUUAUAGUUUGCUUAAUUUUAAACAUGGGCCAUUGAGGUAUAAUGUACUAGAGAGGACACGGCGAACAAAAAGUUUGCUCCACGAACAUAAGUCCAGUGGACUUAUGUUGCCUCAGUCAGUCUCUGCGCGUGGUGGGAGGAGGUUGUCUCUGACUGC
This is a messenger RNA of Leguminivora glycinivorella, 1513 nucleotides long. RefSeq names its product FK506-binding protein 2 (gene Fkbp14). The record is from RefSeq and is a predicted model, not a curated record. Bases 85 to 732 code for a protein of 215 amino acids. NCBI's taxonomy places the organism in Eukaryota, Metazoa, Arthropoda, Insecta, Lepidoptera, Tortricidae. The transcript is spliced from 4 exons. Gene Ontology annotation, molecular function: peptidyl-prolyl cis-trans isomerase activity; calcium ion binding.